AUGUUCUCCAGUACCGUGGCUCGUCCCCUGCAGCUGGCUGCUCGGUUCAUGCAGUGGGCCAGUGCGGUGAUAGUCAUGGGUAUCACCUCCUACUUCAUCCACAAGGGUCCUCGCGGCCAGCAUAUCAUCUACCAGGAAGUCAUUGCCGUCAUUUCCGUCGUCUUCUUCCUGCCCGCCUUCGUCUCGCCGUUCAUGCCCCAGGCCCUGAGCAAGUUCGUCCUCGGGAUUGACCUCGUCUUCUCAUACCUCUGGCUCACAUCCUUCAUCUUCGCCGCCCAAGACUACAACUGGCACAACUGCUUCUUCGACUCGCCCGCGGGCAUCUCCUGCUCCAAGAAGAAGGCGAACGAGGCGUUUAUCUUUUUGGCGUUCAUCUUCACCUUCUUCUCCAUCUUCCUCGAAGUCGCCGCCCUGUGGGCCUCCCGGCGCGAGAACGCCCCCGUCCGCGAGAAGAGCACCGGCGGCGCCCACGGCGGCCCGGCUGAUGCGCCUGUCGCGACGGCAUAGAUAGCUUGUCCGGGGGAUGAUGGUUAUGCUGAUUUGUAGCUGCGUUGUAUCUGCAGUUACACACCCGCAUGAUCAUCGUCCAUCGGAGAAGACAUGCCCAUCCAUGAUACCACGUUUGAAUUGAAUUGAAUCGAAUCGAAUCGACUAACCCCUGACUGACGACGUUAAUACUGAUAUCCCCUAUUUAUUUACUAAUAUUCUGUUACGCACAUAUGUGGUUGGUUGGGGAGUGAGUGAGUGCACAGUGGUGGGGGGGAGUGUGGAGUGUGCAUAGAUGGGUGGAUGGUGGAUGGGGGGGUGUAUGUGUGAGGGACUUUUUAUGAGUACUAUCUUAUUAAUGACUACCUACCUAUCUUAUAGUACUUUGGCUUUGAAUAUUCU
Messenger RNA from Aspergillus heteromorphus CBS 117.55, 888 nucleotides. RefSeq lists its product as uncharacterized. NCBI's taxonomy places the organism in Eukaryota, Fungi, Ascomycota, Eurotiomycetes, Eurotiales, Aspergillaceae. Gene Ontology annotation, cellular component: membrane. The record is from RefSeq and is a predicted model, not a curated record. The transcript is spliced from 4 exons. Bases 1 to 507 code for a protein of 168 amino acids.